This is a messenger RNA of Prosopis cineraria, 552 nucleotides long. RefSeq names its product BURP domain-containing protein 1-like. The record is from RefSeq and is a predicted model, not a curated record. NCBI's taxonomy places the organism in Eukaryota, Viridiplantae, Streptophyta, Magnoliopsida, Fabales, Fabaceae. Bases 1 to 552 code for a protein of 183 amino acids. The transcript has 4 exons.
AUGGAAGGAUGCAUGGGGCGGGAAGAGGAGUUGCUUGAAGAAAGGGUCAAGAAUAUGAUGUAUGCUGAAGUGUCUGGAUGUGUUGCAUUACUGCUGGCAACGCAUGCUGCCUUACCUCCUGAGCUUUACUGGAAGUCCAUGUUUCCCACUACUCCCAUUCCUAAAUCAUUGGCACAUCUUCUUCCCCUCAUGUCAGGUUAUGGCACCACCAUCCAUGGAGGGACCGAAUACAGACUCGAAGAUAGAUCAUGCUUCGACUAUUGUUAUAAGAACAAUGGGAAAAAGCUAGACGAUAACGCCAACACAGCUCUUUUCUUCUUGGAGGAGGACUUGAAGGCUGGUCACAAAAUGAACUUGCUCUUCAAGCAAGCCUCCAACCAAGCAUCCUUUUUGCCUCGUGAAAUCGUGAAAUCCAUUCCCUUUUCUUCAAACAAGUGGUCUCCCCACAUUAUAAAUAGAUAUAGGUGGUCGAAGGAACUCACACCAGAGCACUACUCUCUUAAUGUUCAUUAUUCCUAUUUCUCUCUUAGGAGUAUCUGCUACGCACCUUAG